Molecule: messenger RNA, 534 nt
Organism: Opisthorchis viverrini
Lineage: Eukaryota; Metazoa; Platyhelminthes; Trematoda; Opisthorchiida; Opisthorchiidae
Exons: 2
Coding region: 1-534 (177 amino acids)
Source: RefSeq, a predicted model, not a curated record
AUGAAAGGCGAGGUUCAGGCUCCUGCGGAGAUAGAUGUGGGUGACGCUACCGCGUCCGACAGGUUGGCAAAUGGAUUUACUAGUGAUGGGGAUGUGAAAAAAGACGUGGACCAACUCACAUUGGAAGACAUUCGUGAGCAGAUUCGUUAUAUCGAAAAGGCAGUUGCGACAAAGGAAUUGAAUUACAUCACCCGGGUGAUUCGGAGCCUAACAUCUGUUCGCCGUAAACUGAACCAUAAUGUAUUGCGCGGGCUCGUUCAGGGGUACUUCCCGAGCCCAUCGCCUCAAAAAGCUUAUUUCAUGGAGUUUCUACCCGAGGCGAUGGAUACAGACUGUGCAGUCUCACCGUUUCGACCAAGAAGUGGGAAACAAAAUGUACCUUUGUUGCCGGAGGUGGAAGCCUACCUACAUCUGCUCUUGCUGAUAUUUCUUAUCGACGAAAAGCACUAUAAAGAGGUUAGUUGCGGUGCUAAGAAUAUGACCACUUCAAAUAGGAAUGAUUUAGAUUAUUUUCCCCAACUUUUCCCAGGGUAA